Molecule: messenger RNA, 1245 nt
Organism: Drosophila subobscura
Lineage: Eukaryota; Metazoa; Arthropoda; Insecta; Diptera; Drosophilidae
Exons: 4
Coding region: 1-873 (290 amino acids)
Source: RefSeq, a predicted model, not a curated record
AUGCAUUUUCUGCACCAGACAGAGGUGGGCAUUCAUCACGUGACGCGAUUGUACACGACUUACCGCUGUCAAGCUACCGUCAAGUACUGGCUCCUGGGUGUCCUGCUGCUGCUCACAGUCGCCUCGAGCUGGCCCACGGGGACAUCGGCAGCGCCGCGUCGUCUCAGUGGUCGCCACCUGAUACUGCCACAUCGUCACCACGUGCACCAGCGCUCGGCGGACCAUCAGUCAUUGGACCUGAAGAAGAACAUCACCACAGUGACGCCCGAAGCAACGUCGACACUGCUCUGCCAGUACCACAAGAGCGCCAUGUCAACGCGGCUAAGUCUGGACAAUGCCAAGAAAGUGGCCGAGAGGACCACGGAUGCCAUCAUCUGCCUGAUUGGCCAGUGGUUGGAUUACUAUUGGAAUGAGGAUGGCGUCACAUUGAAUGGCGCGAUAGAUCGCUACUCCUUGCACAGCCUCAACCUGACGCAUCCGCUGCACGAGGAGACCGAAAAGGUUAAGUUCGACAAUGGCAACGAGAGGUUCAUCUACCAGAAUCAGGCCGAAGUGGGUGAGGCCAGCGAGGAGCUGCCCAAGAUUGCCGACGCCCUGAUGAUUGUGCGCCACCUGAUGUUGAGCGUCACCAAGGGUCACAGCAGCUACAACUGCACCUUUGUGCAUAUCAUUGAAAAGCUCAGCCACAACCUGUACAUGGCAGAAACGGCCAUGAAUGGCCAGCCCUGCAGCAUGUCCAGCUACACCUACACCGGCUCCUACCCAGACCACAAGUUCGGCGUGGCACUGGAGGCCAUCAAGCUGCUGACCGUGGUCCAGCAGAAGUACAAGGUGCUGCUGGAAAAGCAGCGUGACGAAGAAGAGAUCCACUAGGAUUCGGGAAAGCAUUCCGCCGCCCCCUCGGGAUCAUCUCCUUCUCCAAGUUCCAAGCACGAAAGAAUACCAAAAAGCAACCGCCACCAUCAGUCCCUGCAUCUAAAAUGCGAUCACCCCACCACUAUGCCAUAUAAGUCUACUUUAAAGCUGCUAAAAGAAAGCCACUAAACCCCUACCUGCCACCCACUCUAUCCUACGUUAAUAAUUUAUUGUAUUUAUUGUGUUUAUAUGUAAUCCACGCAUACCCAUUAUUAUUUAUAUCGCUUAAUUCAUGUACGCCACCUCCAUAUGCACACAUACCCAACCAUAGCCUCGCAGGCUCGAUCAACUAUGUAUACACUUAGCUCCUUAUGACUCUUUUUUUUUGUA